UAAAAAUAUUAGAUAACUAUUAAAAAUUUUUUUAAUUAAAAAAAUAUAUUAUGGUUAGAGUAGCAGUCAUUGGCGUGGGAACACUUGGUGUCAAAAUUGCCGGUUCACUGGCUUAUGGGGGUCACGAAGUUAGAGUUCAGGACCAAAAUACAAUUACAUUGAAUAAAGUAUCGGUUAUUAUCAAUGAAGACAAACGAAUACUCAAAGAGGAUGGACUCAUAACUAAUACUAAUUUUUUGGGAGAGGUUUACUGUUUUUCUAAACUAGAAGAUGCCGUACGAGAGGCUGAGUUUAUCUUCGAGUGCGUUACCGAAGAUAUUGUGGCCAAACAAAACAUAUUUAAACACAUAUCCAUGUGUUGUAGCGAUAAUGCCAUUAUAGCUACCAGUUCUAUGCGAUUAUCUAUCGAUCAGAUCAUUGAAAAUGUCAAUUGCAAAGAUCGUUGUUUGGGGGUUCGCUUUUUAUAUCCCGUUUAUUUUGUACCCGAAGUGGAACUGUUACCCUCGAGAACCUAUACUUCUUUACAAACUUUAGAGAGAGUCCGACAAUUUCUGGAAAAGAUGGGCAGAAUUGCAUUCUUCAGAUCUGGAAACGAACCGAUCGUUUUGAAUGAUCAGCAAAGAGAGGCCCGAAAAGCUGCAUUUGUACGACAAAUCUAUGAGAAUAAAGGUGUUAACCAUAGGUUUGCACAAACCAUCCCAGACUUGGGUGCAAUUAAUUCAGUAAAACCUGAAAAUGAUGGCGAAAACAGUGUCGAUCAACAGUCACUUAUAGUUCGCGAAAAAGAGUGUGUCAUUUGUAUGGAUCAUCAAAGAGACUGUGUACUACAUCCUUGUCAUCACUUAUGUGUUUGCAUACAAUGCGGUCGACUAUUGCUCAAGAGGUCGGACAGUUGUCCUAUUUGUCGGCGAACUAUAAACAAUGCUUUUAGAGUAUAUCACUCAUAA
Messenger RNA from Oppia nitens, 947 nucleotides. RefSeq lists its product as uncharacterized. The transcript is spliced from 8 exons. Bases 51 to 947 code for a protein of 298 amino acids. Gene Ontology annotation, biological process: fatty acid metabolic process. Lineage: Eukaryota; Metazoa; Arthropoda; Arachnida; Sarcoptiformes; Oppiidae. Gene Ontology annotation, molecular function: NAD+ binding. The record is from RefSeq and is a predicted model, not a curated record.